Messenger RNA from Fukomys damarensis (Damara mole-rat), 2455 nucleotides. RefSeq names its product ZFP90 zinc finger protein (gene Zfp90). Gene Ontology annotation, biological process: regulation of transcription by RNA polymerase II. The record is from RefSeq and is a predicted model, not a curated record. Gene Ontology annotation, molecular function: RNA polymerase II cis-regulatory region sequence-specific DNA binding; DNA-binding transcription factor activity, RNA polymerase II-specific. NCBI's taxonomy places the organism in Eukaryota, Metazoa, Chordata, Mammalia, Rodentia, Bathyergidae. Bases 225 to 2141 code for a protein of 638 amino acids. The transcript has 5 exons.
CUGGCCUGCCGCUGCGGCCAUUGUGCGCCCCCCAUUGCGGCGGACACCGCUUUGGGCAUCUGUCCCUCCUGCAAAAAAGAACCGGAGAGGAGAAAGCCUGCAGCCGGGGCGGGAGGGGCCGACCCGAGGCCCUGGUUGGGCUCGAGGUCGCGAAUCCGGAGCACUCUGGAGGCGGUGAUUCUUAGUGCUCGGUCCCUGUCCGGGAUCCGCCCCGCGAGGCAGGAAUGGCCCCCAGGCCGCCCACCGCCGCGCCUCAGGAAUCGGUGACAUUCAAAGAUGUGGCUGUGGAUUUCACCCGGGAAGAAUGGCACCACGUGGACUCCUCCCAGAGAAGCUUGUACAGGGAUGUGAUGCUGGAGAACUAUAGCCACCUGGUUUCUCUUGGAUAUCAAGUUUCCAAACCAGAGGUGAUCUUCAAAUUGGAGCAAGGAGAAGAGCCAUGGAUAUCAGAGGGAGAAAUCCAAAGACCUUUCUGUCCAGACUGGAAGACAAGGCCAGAAACUAAAUCAUCAAGGCUGCAACACAGCACAUCUGAAGUAUUCCUUAGCACAGAUGAUUUCUCACAUAUCUCAUUACAAGAUGCCUGGAAUGUUAGUAGCCAGCUACAGAGGCACCAGGAAAAUUGGAGGAGAUAUCUUGGGCCAGAAGUAUCUACACAGAAGAAAAUAACCACCCCAGAGGAAAAUUUUGAGCAAAAUAAAUUUGGUGAAAACUCUAGAUUGAACAUAGAUUUGAUUCCACAACUGAAUAUUCCUUCAAGAAUAAGGCCUAGUGAAUAUGGAACACUUGGAAACAAUUUGGGACAUAAUUCAGACUUACUUAAUCAAAAUAAUAUCCUUGCAAAAAAGAAGCCCUAUAAAUGUAAUAAAUGUAGAAAAGCCUUUAUUCAUAGAUCAUCACUUACUAAACAUGAGAAAACUCAUAAAGGAGAAGACACGUUCCCUAAUGGUACAGGUCAGGGAAUUUAUCCUGGCAAGAAACACCAUGAAUGUACUGACUGUGGGAAAACUUUCCUCUGGAAGACACAGCUUACUGAGCAUCAGAGGAUUCACACUGGAGAAAAACCCUUUGAGUGUAAUGUGUGUGGAAAAGCCUUCAGGCAUAGCUCAUCCCUAGGUCAGCAUGAGAAUGCUCAUACGGGAGAGAAACCCUAUCAGUGCAGUCUCUGUGGGAAAGCCUUCCAACGCAGCUCCUCCCUUGUUCAGCAUCAGAGAAUUCACACUGGAGAAAAGCCCUAUCGAUGUAAUCUUUGUGGGAGAUCCUUUAGGCAUGGUACGUCCCUUACUCAACAUGAAGUCACACAUAGUGGAGAGAAGCCCUUCCAGUGUAAGGAAUGUGGGAAAGCUUUUAGUCGAUGUUCUUCACUUGUCCAACAUGAGAGGACUCACACUGGAGAGAAACCUUUUGAAUGUAGCAUAUGUGGAAGGGCUUUUGGUCAGAGCCCAUCCCUUUAUAAACAUAUGAGGAUUCAUAAAAGAGGCAAACCUUACCAAAACAAUAACUAUAGCCUAGAUUUUAAGCACAGUUCUCUUACUCAAGAUGAAAGUGCACUGUCUGAGGUAAAGUCCUACCAUUGUAAUGACUGUGGGGAAGACUUCAGUCACAUUACAGACUUUACUGACCAUCAGAGGAUUCAUACUGGAGAGAAUCCAUAUGAUUGUGAGCAGCCUUUUAAUCAACAAUUUAUUUCUCAUCCUGGAGAGAAACCCUAUCAAUGUAAUGUAUGUGGAAAGGCUUUCAAAAGGAGUACAAGUUUCAUAGAACAUCACAGGAUUCAUACAGGUGAGAAGCCCUAUGAAUGUAAUGAAUGUGGAGAGGCCUUCAGUCGACGCUCAUCACUUACCCAGCAUGAGAGAACCCAUACUGGAGAGAAACCCUAUGAAUGUAUUGACUGUGGAAAAGCUUUCAGUCAGAGUUCAUCCCUUAUUCAGCAUGAGAGAACUCAUACUGGAGAAAAGCCCUAUGAAUGUAAUGAAUGUGGGCGUGCAUUCCGGAAGAAAACCAACCUGCAUGAUCAUCAAAGAAUUCAUACUGGAGAAAAACCUUACUCUUGUAAAGAAUGUGGGAAGAAUUUUAGUCGAAGUUCAGCUCUUACUAAACACCAGAGAAUUCAUGCAAGAAAUAAACUGCAGGAACCCUAAAAUUAAAGAAUGUGUAGAAAAUACUGUUCCAGUUAAAUAUCAGGAUUCUUACUGGAGAGAAAUUCUGAGGAUAUAAUUAUGUGUGUUUGUAUGUUGUAUGUGGAGAAAAUUGUGCCACUGAACAAUUUUUAAUAAGUUAAAAUCCUCAUUCUUAUAUCUGAUUAUAGGCUUUUAUAAAAUGUACAGACAACAUAGGUAGCCAUUUGGAAAUGGCAUGCCUAUUUAUUGGCAUUUACAAAGCUUCCAAAUAUAGGUAUGCAGGAGAUCACCAACUUUUGACAACUUGAUGUGUAAGUCUCAGUCUACAGCCUUUU